CGCUCUUUUAAGCUUUAAGAUUACUGCAUGCUGGCCAGCUGAAUCCACAGACAUAAAUCAUUGUAAAUAAGUAUCCGUGUAACUUACGUUACUAAUGUCUAUGGCUAAAUCAUCAAAAACACUCGUUUCAUUUAUUAUCCAGAGCAUUCUCACAAAGUAAGCCUACAUUACAUAUCUCUUUGCAUGUACAGCUUCGUGUCCAAAACCAACGUUACUUCUGGUGUUUAAAUGCUUACAUCUUCCGUGGACUGAAAUUGUGUUUUGGAAGAAUGACUAAUAAUGGCCUGUAUGCAGAAGCUAUCAGCAGAUACAAUUCGUCUGAUCACCAGCUCCCAGGUCAUUACCUCAGUUGUAAGUGUCGUCAAAGAACUCACUGAAAAUUCAUUGGAUGCAGGAAGUGAUAAUAUUGAAGUCAAAUUGGAAAAUUAUGGCUUUGAUAAGAUUGAAGUACGGGACAAUGGAACUGGCAUUAAACCUGCUGAUGCUCCUUACAUGGCCAGACGACACUUCACAUCCAAGAUAUCCCAGCAUUCUGAUCUAGAAUCCUUAGCAACAUAUGGAUUCCGUGGUGAAGCACUAGGAUCACUCUGUGCUGUGUCUUUGGUUACCAUAGUAACAAAGACACAAGAUGAUGAAUUUGGACGUCAGUAUCAGUUGGAUCAUGAAGGAGGAAUCGUUGGAUCCAAACCAUCACAUCAAGGAAAUGGGACUGCUGUCACUGCAACGCACUUGUUCAAGAAUGUUCCAGUGCGCAAACAGUAUUACACCAAUGCAAAGAGACAGAGGGAUGAGCUGAAGAAAGUGGAGGAUUUAAUCAUGAGUUAUGGAGCCAUACGACCUGCUGUACGCUUCUCCAUCAGUCAUAACAAGAGUGUCCUCUGGCAGAAAUGCAAAGUGGCCAAUCACAAGGCAGCUUUGAUAAGUACAUGGGGAGCUAGUGUGAUGUCUCAGAUGCAAUAUAUGCAGAAGUUGGAUAAGGACACUGAAAUUAGAAUAGAAGGCUUUGUACCAACUCUAUCAGCAGACUACCAAUCAGCAACAAGAGUUUUACCAGACAGAUGUUGGAUUGCUAUCAAUGGUCGACCAAUCACCUUCAAGGAAGUUGAGAAGAUGGUUAAACAGUCAUACUGUCAAGCAGUCAAGCGUGAAACAUCAUCUGUUCGUCAUUUAAUCAUUUUUCUGAGCAUCACACUACCUCAGUAUCAAGUAGAUGUGAACCUUGAACCAAAUAAAACAAAAGUCUUGCUUCAAAACAAGGAAUCCAUGCUAUCGGUCCUGUCAGAUUUACUUGAUGAGGUUUAUGGAAGAGCACCAGAUGACCAUACUACUGGAACAAUCGCCAAAAUCUCCACACAUGAGCGGGUUAAUUACGUACCCAACAUCGAAACUAUAGACAGUAUGCCCAAACCAAUAGCCCCUGAUGACAAGAGUCUUUGUAACGAGGAUGUUGUAUGUGAAGACAACACAGAUUCCUGCAGUAAGGAGAAAUUAGACUGUGAAAUAGAAAAUGGUGUAUUACACCAGAAAAAUCUAGGGAGACCAAGUCAUCAGGAUCAAGACCAUGAUGGUCCAGAGUGCAAAGCUUCUGAAGAGGCUAAGGAAUCUGCAGAAACAUCCACUGAUUCAAAUGUUCCCUUGACCCCUGAUCCCCCUAGGGCAUCCAGUGAUCAGUCUGUAAGUGCCUCACAAGCACCAAGUGAUUUUGAACUGAACUUCAGUAUCUUUGAUGAUGAUUUGCAUUUGGAAGGUUUAAAUGAAACUCUAACAGAUUGUGAUUUAGGUGAAGUGAAGACUCCAGAAAAUGAGUUUGUAAACCAACAUGUGUCUGAGAAAGCAGAGAAGGCAACAAGUGAUACUUCCUUGACAGGGGACACUGCUGAAAAUGUCAAAACAGUGACUACCUCGGUCAGUUUGGAAGAUUGGAGUAGAGGAAGUGGACUAACACACAAAGACAGUGAAAACUUAGAGUCUGCUACACUUCUUAUCCCAAGAAAUUCAAACGAGGACACAUCGGUAACCAUCAGACCAGAACAACUUUCAGCCAAUCAGAGGGUAGAAAACACUGAGUCACAAAAAACAACAUAUUGCACUCUAAACUCAAACCCUACCAACCAGAAGAACACUCUCAAUUUGUUAACUAGUGUGACUCCUGGAAAUAGCACGGCCACUCAGGAAACAGGAAGUCCUGCAGCCAAUCGGAAAAGAAGCCCAUCUAAACGAAGACUUUUCCUGGAGAAAAAGAUGGGCAAAGGAACAAUGUAUGAUCUCAUCGGUGGUUCCCCUAUAAGAAGACCAAUGAGUUCUUAUGAACUUUUCUGCAAAGACAUGAGACCACAAGUACUGGAAGAGAACCCUUCAUUUAGUUUUAACGACAUAACAAGGAUUGUGGCAGAAAAAUGGAGGCAGUUGGAAGAACAAGAGAGGGCAAAAUAUGAAGAAAAAGCAAGGAAAGAUACAGAAAGACAUCAUAAUCAGAUGCAAGCAGCUAGAAAUAAACUUGGCUUGAAGGAUGAGAUCAACCUGGAUGCUCCACCAAGCAAAAAGCAAAAAACUACUACAGUGCCGUCCAAUCAGGGACUUAUAGACAAGAUGCUGUUGUCACAGCAACAGAGAAAGGCAGCCAGUCAACAUGCAGGAUCAGAAGUACCAGACAUUCCCACUCUUGAUGUGUCUUUCAGUUUGACAGGGUUAAAAAGAGAGUUGGAAACACAUCACAAAAAUAGUGAAAGUGUUCCUGACGAGGGGGUUAACUUGAUUGGUCAGUUUGCAUCACAUGGUGUUUGGCUUGCUCACCAUGGUAAUCAAGUGGUAAUAUUCAACCAGUACAGAGUGGAAGAGAUGCUUCUGUAUCACAGGCUAAUGAUGCAUCAUGUAUUGCCAUGCCAACCUCUUGAUGUCCCUAUUGUAUUGUCUCCAAGUAUGCUUGGAGGUGAUGGCAAUUGGAACACUUUACUGAAGAUGUCAAAACGUAUUGAUUUACCAGACCCAGCUAUGUACUUCAUUGACACUAGAUUGACAGCAAAUGGAUUCAAACUCAAACAAACGAUUGACUCAGAAACAACAGAGGUCAGGGUACAGGUCAUUGCUAUGGCAACGACUAUCAGUUGUUAUGGCAUUUAUGACCUUCAGGAAAUACUGGAGUUAGUUGCCGCUGAGCAGUCUCGUCCUCUGGUACAGUGCAGACCACUGAAAGUUACCAACUAUCUGAAAGGAGAGGCUGUUCGCAUGGCUCGCAAUAUGUCAUCCUCAAUGGAAAUACAGGAUGUAGAGGAUGUCAUAGAACGUAUGAAGCAACUACCAAAGCAAUGCAAGACAUGCCUGCACAAUCAGCCAUUUGAAUAUCCAUUGUGUAUUGUGCCAUAAUUGUCAGGUGUCAGGAGUUUUUGACUUACUCUGAGAAUCACUUGUAAAAACCCAUGGUGAGCUGAUUAAACUUAAAAAUUGGAACAUUCCUCAGUAGAUGAUGGGCAGUAAAAGUACAUGUACAUGUAUAGUCUCAACAUGCUGAUGUCAGAAGGCCGUUUUUCAAAAGCAUGUGCGAAAUACACCAUUCAAACUGAAAACUUUGGGUUUGAUGCUGUAAACCCAUGCUGGUAACUUUUACUUUAUGAAAAUCAUUCAUAAUAUGGAUUAAGCUAUAAAGUAUAAUUACAUGAACAUGAUUUGUAUCAUUGUGAAUGAGAUCAGAAGGGUGUGGCACCUGUUAAUGAGCCUCACUUGCCAUUCCGUGUAAGUACAUGUACAUAGAUGCCAUGCUCACAGUAGACUGGUGCCUGGUAAUGAAUGGUCAAAUCAAUGAGCACUUUUAGAGGAAUAGAUUUUUCACUGGAUGAUGAAGCCACUAACAUGAAUGACACCUAACAAUGACUCAGUCUGAUUUGGUCUCAAUGAAAAAGUCGUUAUUCAAGAUGUGAAAGAUUUGUUAUAAAUACACUGUGUCUAGCCCAGCAGGAAGGCCAUCUUUUCAUACACUCUGCUUAUGCCCUGCCCCCGCCCUCCGAUUUUCGAAAGAACUCAGUUGAACAUAAUUACUUCUAGCAAUUGUAAUUGGAGAUUGAGGCUGUCAUGGCAGUACAGAGAUUGAUUUAUCCCUCUUAAAUUGAUAAUACAUUUCUGGAUGAAAAGGGGGUUGCAGUGGGCAUCUGAAAUGGAUGAGGAAUGUUAUAUUUUCGGGGCUAAAGCAUUGUCUGUUUUCAGUAAAGCAAGUGUUCAUGACUUAAAUAGUAACCAUUGUUGACAUAGUUGUGACAAAUUGUACGCAGGCAUAAAACCGUGUUCGUGGUCUGCACAGGAUAGAGUUCAAACUGAAGGACCGCCAAACUAAGUUUAUGGUGAGCGGGACUGGAAGAAGUAGGGCUUGAUUCAUAACGCCUUCUUACUCUUAAAGCGUUACCUCGUGAGUAAAAUUACAGUAUAUUUGCCCGAUAUUUUCGUUAAAUUUGUAGUGUGCCAACGUUUAAAAUAAUUUGUGUACUUUUUCCACAAACGGUAUAUUUAACGUUAUGUCAAAAUUUCACGGACAGGUUAGAUUCAUUUCAGGUGGGGUUUCUGAUUGCAAAGCUUGCAAUAUCUUCUUUUUAUGUAUAUGACUCCAAAUCAUUUGAUAACCGGAGAAGUAAUUAUCCAUGUAAGAUUUGAAACUUUGCAUGGUGAAUGUUACACGAGCUGUAGAUUUGUGGGUACUCCACGGAAUCAGUAUCUUCAGAAGAUGUGUGGUACCUGCAACCCUUCAUCUCAUAAUUUUCCACCGCUUGUGAAUGGAUGAGAAUUGCACCAUUUUGUUCAAGGCGACCGUUCUAUCUGCGUCACCUGUUUUCAGCCUCAAAGCAACCAAUGGUGUAUGGCGGAGGGCAAGUUGUCGCCUGGAAACUUGCUGCCUUUUCACUUUUGAAAGAAUAAAUUGCUAAUACUUUUGAAACUUCGAAAUUUGUAGUUCCACCUUCCUAAGGGAAGUGAGUUUACAGCUAAGGAAGAAAGGAUUAUUUAUGACCAUCGUUUUCAAAAGAAAAGUCCCACUUCGCGCCCUCAACCCAUCUCCAUUUGCCACGUAACCCCUUCCGACCACUCUCGUUGCAUAGUGUUUGGCUGGACUCUCCUUCCCAUCAUUGCAGAAAAUACAACAAAAAGGUUUUUGCAUUACAAUAAGCCACCCUUUUCAGAAGUGCACAAAACCCUGUGAAAAGCUCCCCACCAAUUUUCUGCAAAGCAAUGCUGUGGAUGCCAUACGGGUUUUGCAUUUGAAUAAAGCCUCACCUUGCAGGUUGCAGAAACCUUAGGAAUGCGUUACUGAAUAAAGCUAUACAGGAAGGUUAAUAUGCCAGAUUCUUUCCUAUUUCAUUGGUAAGCCUGUUGUGUUUUUGGAAAUUAGGUGGCCUCGGAACUCGCUGUGUGGACUUUUAUUAUGGUAAAUUUGUAAUUAUGCACACAUGGGGCACGCAUGGUCAAGAUGGAAAAAAGCGUGAGCGGCCCAUCGAAAGUGUGCAGGGAUAUGCGUUGUUUAAGUGUCAUCUUUCUUGCAAGUACUUCAAGUAUUUUCACCGUUUUCGACAUUGAAAUAGCUUUCUUGUCUAAGUGGGACUUAUGAUGUACGAAAUGAUGUAUGAAUCAAAACAAUGGAGUGUUUUCCUGGCAGAAAAAGCGAACAAAUGGGUCACACAGUGCAAGAAGGGUAACGAUCGAUUCAUCAACCAGGAUGCUGGUCAGUGGAAGAGACUUGGUCAAAACAACUGGGUUGGUGAUAUUGAGCAAUACCAAACCUAUGCGGCAGUUCCUGUGUUCGAAUGGGUUCAGCGAGGAACCGACUAUUCCUUUAAGAAAAGAACGUGCGGGAACAAUGUUCCCCAGAAGGAAUGUUUUGACUUUACACAGGUUAUCAUGGCAACGACUGAAUUUAUUGGAUGCGCUAAAAACCAAUGCGACAACAAAAUAUAUGUGACAUGUUUCUACGGUCCGGGUGGAAACUCUUUCUUCAAGACUCCAUACAAGGCAGGUGAACCGUGUAGCAAAUGUCCUACGGAAUACACCUGCGAAGAUAAGCUUUGUGUCCCCCCUAGUCCUGCUGAGCGUGGGUUGUUGGAGGACGUUCUGCAGUUUCUCCAGACGGACUAGAUGAAACCAAGAAGAAUGAGACAUGAAGACCACGGCAAGAUUUACGAGAUCGCACCACUAACUUGUACACCUGAGUCCCGGAACUGAUCAAACUUUCCACAGAUUUUUUAAUUUCCAAGGAAACGAGACUUUGCAAUAAGUCAGACGUCUUCAUAUUUAAGCUGGACAUUACAUCGAAUCAUAUUUUGUCUUUUGCAGUAACCUUAGACAGUUUUAUUUAGCAGUAUAAGAAUGUGUUCACUAACACAGUUCAAGUAGUUUGCAUGAAGUGGGGAAAAAGGAAUAUUGGAAUUGUAGCCUUUAGUGCAGAGAUUAACCCUAAAAGUCCCAAAUCCUUUAAUUUAAUAUGAUUGAAAUACAUAACCCCUAGGGGGAUAAGGUUUAAGGUGUAACCCAGCAAGAUGUACAUGUAUUCAGUGGCGUACAUGCAUAUCCAGGUCUUGGCGCCCCCUCUCCCCCCAAUCAAUUUUUUACUCGUAUUACAGAAAAACUCCGUACCCAACCAAGAUCAGGUGGUUCUACCCUGUCUAAAAAUGCUGGUACUUUCAACUCAUUACCAAAAUUACAAACAUGUCAACCAACAAGGAAAUUUGACCCCUCCGCUCCCUCAAGAUACGCUAAUGAAUCAGUCAAACUUUAUGACCGUAUUUUGCUGGUGACUUGGAUCGUGAAACCAUUUUUAAGUCUUAAUACGAGUUGUUCUGUUUUGUAGUGUUAUACAA
Molecule: messenger RNA, 6830 nt
Organism: Acanthaster planci (crown-of-thorns starfish)
Lineage: Eukaryota; Metazoa; Echinodermata; Asteroidea; Valvatida; Acanthasteridae
Gene: pms1
Product: PMS1 homolog 1, mismatch repair system component
Biological process (GO): mismatch repair
Cellular component (GO): MutLalpha complex
Molecular function (GO): ATP binding; mismatched DNA binding; ATP-dependent DNA damage sensor activity
Source: RefSeq, a predicted model, not a curated record